AUGGGGGCCGUGGACUGUCGGCGGGCCCUGCGCAGACCACCCAGCCUCCUGCUGCUGCCGCCCCUCUGCCUCCUGUGUCUCGGGGCCUCAGGGCAGCCCGACGAGGAGGUGGCGUCCGUCCAGGGCGUGCGGGGCGGCUCCGUGGAGCUGGCCUGCGGCUCCCCGCCUGCCCCCGCGGUGGUCUUCUGGAGCUUCACCCCCCUGGGCUCGCGGAUCCCCCGGCCCGUGGCCGUCGCCAGCGGAGCCGAGUUUGAGGUGGAGGCCGGGGCCUCGGCGCUGGGCGCCGUGAGCCUGCGGAACGGCAGCCUGGUGCUGGGGGAGCUGCGGGAGGCCGCCCGCGGCCACUUCCUGUGCCAGGCCCUGCACGCCGCCGCCGUCGGAGGCCGGCUGCACACCGCCUACUCCCACUUCAGCCUGGCCGUGCUCGUGCCUGUGUCUAAGCCUCAGGUGCGGCUGAGCGAGCCGUCCCCGGCGGAGGGGGCGUCGGUGGUGGCCACGUGCACGGUGCGGGAGGGCACGGAACCUGUGGCCUUCGCCUGGAAGCAUCGAACGUCCAGAGGCCGCGAGGAGGCCCUGGCGGGGGUCACGGAGCCGGUGCUCCUGCUGGACCCCGUCCGCCGGACGCACCUGGGCUGGUAUGUGUGCAGCGCCCACAACGCCGUCAACCGGCUGAGCAGCGACGGGGCCUUCCUGGACGUCGUCUACGGUCCGGACAAGCCUGUGAUCACCGUGGAGCCGCCGGGCCUUGCCGAGGAGGGCUUCUGGGCCAGUGAGGAGGAGGAAGUGACGCUGAGCUGCCUGGCCGCGUCCAACCCCCCGAGUCACUACGUGUGGCUCCGGGACCACGCGCAGGUCCACGCCGGGCCUGCCUACGCCAUUGCCCGCGCUAGCCGCGCCCACGCAGGCCUGUACGCCUGCCUGGCCCACAACAGCCACCUGGACACCCGCUCACAGACUGCCGUCCAGCUCAGCAUCUACUAUCCCCCCGAGGGGCAGCCCUCCUGUGCCGUGCUCCCCGCCCCCGGGGCUGUGACUUUGGUCUGCGCCUGGCCCGGGGGGCUGCCGGCCGCCCAGCUGCAGUGGGAGGGGCCCCGAGGAGCGGGCCCCGCCGCCCCCGGCAACGUCACCUGGAGCCUCACGGCCACCCAGCUGCCCAACGGCAGCGUCUUCACCUGCGCCGGCCAGCACCCCGCCCUGGCGCGGCCCGCCCUCUGCAGGAGCGCCCUGUGGGAGCCCCCUGGGGGCCCCGCGUGCUGGACCGCAGCCACGUCGGGGGAGCAGUUCGUCACGCUGAGCUGCGAGUGGGCCGGCGGCGAGCCCCCCGCCCUGCUGAGCUGGCUGGACGGGCAGCAGCAGCCGCUGGGCAGCAGCAGCAGCUCCUCGACGGCCGUCCACCUCCUGCCGGCCCGGGGCGAGCUGGCGGGCCAGGCGUUCACCUGCCAGGGCACUCACCCGCUCCGGGAGCCCGGUCCCCGCUGCCGGCUCCAGCUGGAAGCCCCGCAGCUGGCGGUGGCUGCGGCCCGGGUGUCGGUGCUGGAGGGGGAAGAGGCCUGGCUGCGCUGUGCCCUCCUGGGCGGCACGCCCCCCGCCCGCCUCCUCUGGCUGGGACCCCAGCAGCAGCCCUUGGAACCGGGCGAUUCUGGAUUCGUGCUGCACCCCGAGGGCGCCCAGCUCCACCUCAGCAUCCUCAGCGCGGACCCCGCUCGCCACAGGGGCACCUACCAGUGUGUGGCCCGAAACGCCCUGGGCAACAGCAGCGGCAGCAUCCUGCUGGAGGUCCUCCGGUACCCAGCUCCCCCCAACGUCACCAUCAGCCGCCUGACCUACGGGAGGCACCGCCGGGAGGUGCAGCUGCGGUGGGCGGUGGCGGGCCCCGGGAACCUGACCGGCUUCCUGGUGCAGCGCCGGGCGGGCGCCCCGGGCCCCGGAGCCGCGGCCUGGGAGACGGCGGCUGGCGACAUCGAGCCGGAGAGCAGAGCCCGGCGGCUGGGGGGCCUGGACCCCGGGGUGCUCUACGCCUUCCGCAUCCUGGCUCUGAACCACCGCACGGCGGGACACCCCUCUGAGGGCAAGAUUCCAGCGGACCCGCCUUUCAGCGCCUACCCAGCCGUGCUGGGCGCCGCGGGCACAGGCAUGGUGGUGGCGACGGUGGCCUCUCUGCUGGUGUUCCAGUACGCUGCCCGGCACCCGGAGACCUUCCCCCGCACUGGAACGCCACCCGCGGCCCCAGGUUCAGAUCCUGCGCAGGAGCCCGCGGAGGAGCCAGUGAGCGUCACCAUCACAGUGACCGCGACACCCUGA
Molecule: messenger RNA, 2301 nt
Organism: Pipistrellus nathusii (Nathusius's pipistrelle)
Lineage: Eukaryota; Metazoa; Chordata; Mammalia; Chiroptera; Vespertilionidae
Source: the annotation of a GenBank genome assembly